AUGAGUGCUACAAAAACCAUCAUGUCAGAGCAGGAAACGGUCUGUCUGUCGAUUCACGAUGCGGUCAGAGCCGGUGAUGUCACGGCGCUGAUGUCUUUAGCGAGGAGCGGGUCAGCGGUUAACGUUAACGACGUGGACCAGGAAUACAGCUUCACGCCCCUGCACUGGGCUGCUCAGGAUGGCAGACUGGAGUGUCUCCAUUGGCUGCUGUGGCAGGGGGCGGAGCCAUCGCGUCAGAGCCCUCAGGGCUGGACCCCCACACACCUGGCCGCCAUCAGAGGACAGAGAGCCUGUCUGGAGGCUCUGAUAGUGAAUGGGGUGGACCUGUCUGUCCCUGACCAGAGAGGCUGUACUCCGGUUCACCUGGCGUCUGCCCACGGCCACCCUGCCACCCUGCAGGCCCUGCUGAGGACUGGAGCGGUGAGCAAUGCCCUAGGAGCAGAAUCACCUGGAGCCUCUGACACUGGGCCCGGAUCUUGGGGGUUUGAACUGGAGCUGUGUUCACGUUCAGCCGCUGUACAGGGUCACCUGACAUGCCUGCGAUGGCUUGUGGAGAUGGGAGCCGACCAUCGCAUCAGGAACAACGACGAGGAGACUCCCAGAGACACAGCUCAGAGGUUUGGUCAGUUGGCUGCUGUGAAGAUGCUGGGGCAGGCCGGCUCAGAGGAGGAUGAUGAAGGUCAAGUGAAGGGGAGCAGGUGCUGUCAGGAGACGAUGAUGGCGACACAGAGAAGACAAGGACGAGAGAGGGCACGCCAGAGACUGGAGGAGCUGAAGAUGCAGGUGGAGAUAGCUCGGAGUAACUACCGACAGCUGGGUGGAGAGCUGGAAGAAACCGACAGGACGGACACAGAGAGAGAAUCAGAGCCUCCUUCAGGACCUGCAGGCUCAGCUAGAGAGAGAGAACGAGAGCGCAGAGAGAGGUUGGAGACCCAGCUAGACGAUCACAGAGCGCAGAUCAGAAAAUUGGAGCAAGCCCGGAAGAAUGCAAAGGUCUCUAAGGACAUCGCCCCAUGUCUUCCCAUCAUCGAGAGAAAAAAAACAACCAAGAAAAAAGCGAAUGUUGCAUGACUGUUUGUGAGAAAAGUGAAGGAAUACAUGGAUAAUAUGUUUGAGCAAUGUUUAUUU
Molecule: messenger RNA, 1128 nt
Organism: Osmerus eperlanus (European smelt)
Lineage: Eukaryota; Metazoa; Chordata; Actinopteri; Osmeriformes; Osmeridae
Product: ankyrin repeat domain-containing protein 42-like
Molecular function (GO): protein binding
Source: RefSeq, a predicted model, not a curated record